AUGAUGCUUUUAUUUCAACAACUGAUUGUUUGUAUAUCUAACGCCGAAGAUAUGGAAGAAGUAAUGAAAAGUUUAAAUUGUUUUCAAAAGGAUACACCUUAUCCGGUAAUUGAAGAUGUUUUCUCGGUUAAGGGGGUACUUACAACUAAUAAUGUACAUGACUAUAAAAAAAACAGGAAAAUAAUAUCGCAAUGGUUAAAGUAUUCAAAUUUAAAAUCAAUGAUAACUUCUUUCUACGAUGAAUCCAAAAUUCUUGCACACAUAUUGAGUGAAAAGAGUAAAGGAAAGCCAUUUGAACUUGAAAUAGGCCGCCUUUUCGACCUAGCGUCGAUGGACACUAUUGGGAGAACAGCGCUGGGAGAAGAAUUUAACUCACAAAACAAAGAAAACCAUGAUUUCCAAAAAAGUUAUGAACGUAUAGCAAAAAUGUUUGCAUACAGACUUUCGAACCCAUGGUUUUUAAUUUCGACUUUAUUUUCACUGUCAUCGAAAAAACAUGAACAACGAAAUAGUCAACAUUUAAUGCAUAAAUUUGUUAAUGACUUAAUUCAGAAAAAACAAGUCGAACUCAAUGAAAAAGCGAAAACUACAAUUAUUGGGAGUUAUGACACAGAUUGUGUUUCUCAAAAACCUAAAUCUUUAAUUGAAAUUCUAUUAGCAAGCGAACAACAAAUAACACCUAAAGAAAUACGGGACGAACUUAUAACCAUUAUUAGUGCGGGACAUGAAACAACUGCAAAAUCAAAUUCAUUAAUUAUAUUUAUGCUGGCUCAUCAUCAAGAUGUUCAACAAAAUGUAUAUCAAGAAAUAAAUUCAAUAUUUUCGGCUGGCGACUUUAACCGAUCACCUACACACGAAGAUUUACAGAAAAUGGAAUACUUAGAACGAGUAAUCAAAGAAACUAUGCGGCUUUGUUCAACUGUACCCUUAAUUACCAGAAAAGUAGAAAACGAAAUGAUGAUUGGAAAACACAUAAUCCCGGCAGACACAAUUCUUCUGAUUUGUAUUCAAUGUUUGCAUUUGAAUCCCAAGUACUAUAAGGAUCCUGAACAAUUUAAUCCUGACAACUUCUUACCUGACGUGUGUCGCAAUCGUCAUCCUUUUGCGUACGUUCCUUUUAGUGGUGGCUCAAGGAACUGUAUUGGAAUUAAAUACGCAAUGCUUCAAGUGAAGACUACGAUAUCUACUCUUGUGAGGUCCUAUCGGUUUUCGCCAUCGGAAAAAUGCCUUACGCCGAAGGAUCUCAAAUUAUCUUUUACUAUAGCAGUGGAAUUUAUCAAUGGAUGUUACGUUAAAAUAGAACCGAGAACAUAAUAGCUUGUAAAUUUAAAUGUUUAGGUGGGUUUUAUUUAAUUAAAGU
This is a messenger RNA of Adelges cooleyi (spruce gall adelgid), 1360 nucleotides long. RefSeq names its product cytochrome P450 4C1-like. Gene Ontology annotation, molecular function: oxidoreductase activity, acting on paired donors, with incorporation or reduction of molecular oxygen; monooxygenase activity; heme binding. The record is from RefSeq and is a predicted model, not a curated record. The transcript is spliced from 7 exons. The coding region runs from base 1 to 1314 and encodes 437 amino acids. Lineage: Eukaryota; Metazoa; Arthropoda; Insecta; Hemiptera; Adelgidae.